AAAAAAACCAAACAAAAAAAAAGGCUUCGUUCGCAUCGUUUUUUUCCUGUCUUUCCCAGUAAAUGAUGUGAUCGAAUUGACCCAUUCGUCUAGAGGAGUAAAAAUUAAACUGGAAACCCUCCGCCAGCUGUGCAGACUUGGGCGGUUGUUUGUCCGACCGUAAAAUAGGGAUCUCUCCACGCCGAGGUGCUUGUAGCCCUCCAGGCUGGUGAAUCAGCUCCGCUCGUGGUGCUGCCGAAAAGCUCACGGAGCUGCUCCCUGCCGGGGAGACGGCGGGCUCCCUCCUUGGUGAAAAUUUGAGGAGAUGUAAAAAGAAAAAAGACAAAAAAGGUAGAAAAAUAGCUGCUCCGUUAGUCUCUGACUUGGAGAUGGGCAGGGUGAACGUAGGUGUUGGAGACAAGAAGUGAAUUGAUGCACCGGGGGGGAAUGGGCAGGUGGGGGAGAGUCUUCCUUGUCGAGAUCGCACGUGGCAGCAGAAGCAAAAGUAACAAAGAUAACUUGAUGCAAGCUGCUGUGGCUGUCGGAGAGGCUGUAAAGACAAGUUUCCCUCCUCCCCUUUUUUUUUUCAUCUCCUCUUUCCUUUGCUCAACUCCAUAGCUCUUUGAGGGGGGGGGGGUUGGAAAUCACCUGCCUUUCUGUUUGCAGCAGUGAAAGCUCCUCGGCACGGGGCUCUGUCACAGAGACCCGUCUAAGUGCCUGGCCUCCAUGGAGGGAAGGGAAACUUGCGGACAGUCUCCGGACACCUUUGCAGACAGGAUCGCUCCCCCGGGGCUUGUGCUGAGCCACCCGAGAGGCCUGUUUACAACUCCUGCUCUGAGCCUCUUUACUUUUGCCACUGGGGAGAAAAUGGUGCCUUGCCUUGUCGGCAAGGUAAGAGCUGCCAGACGCUCGUUCAGAAGCGAUUCCUCUAAUUCGUCGCUCCUUUCCUUCGGUUCGUUUGCAAAUCCCGCUCUCAUCAGUGACGUCUUUCACCGGCUGCUCUUAUUCCUAACGGCAGAGCGAAACGUGCGGCGAGCGGCGGUUUUUUUCUCCAGGCGGCCAGCCGGCAAAGGGACGGCGCUUAUUUCUUUUGCGGAUAACUUUGCGCGCGCGCCUGCGAGCGGUGUCGGUAGGAAGCGUGAUUCCCUGCCGCGGGAUGUCGUGGGUACCCACGAUGGGAAAGGUCGGACACCCCUUGCUUUGGCGAUGGAGGGGGGAAACGAGCGCUCGGUGAAGCAGCCGGCCCGGCCCAGCUCCCCCAACACCAACAAUUCCCCCCCCCCCCCCCCCCCCGCUUCGCCCCCACGUCAGAAAAGACAAACAGAGGUGCUUUGCAAGCUUUCCCUCUAGGUUCACCCACCUAUCUCAGAUCUCUAGCUGUUACUCCCAUGGAUGGUCUGUGGAUGGAGACGUGACUGCCGGCACGAAGCAAGCUAGGGAGGAGGGAGAAAUACCAAUGCAAAGUGCCCCCGGCUUCCCAGUGCCCCGCCUGGGAGCGAACGCGUGUCCGUGCCCUGUUUGCAAACCCCAGGGCCCGGCCGGGGGGGGGGGGGGUCAGCGGCAGGCAUGGGGAGGGCUUGGCAUGGCGCGGAGGGAGCCCUCCUUGGCUCCGAGAUGGCCGCGCGUCGGGUUUAAUCGAUGCCUUUCCUCCUGCGCUGAGCGAGCGAGAGGAGGUUGUUUUGAACGUGUUGCUCGCGGCGUCUUGAACCGCUUCGGCCGCAAAGAGAGAACGGUUUAGUUUUUUUUCUCAAAUGAGCUCUUUAUUCUCUCCUACCCCCCCGCCCCGCGUCUUAGCUGUGGCAUCUGACUGUGAAUAAUGCACACUUCUCCAGACCCUCGGGUUUGUAUUUCUGGCCCGUGGGCUUUUUGGUUGCCAAUUUCCCCUCCCCACUUUUUGCUCAGGCUCCGUGCCUCUUUUACCCUGCUAUGAAGCAGAAAUCCGUGAAGCACACGCAGACGUGUCCUUCUGCCGGGCUCGCCGGUGGCCGCAGGGGUCCGGGCCCUCCAGCCACGAGACUGAACUCGGCAGGGAUAAUCCUCGCAAGAGACCAAAGCUCUUCCCAUACCAGCAAAAGCACGCGGGAGCCACGGGGAGGGGGGUUUGUGAGGGGACGAGGCGGGCAGGGUCCCGGUGUGUCGUCUGCCUUGGGUCUGGAGCUGACCUUGGCGAUGUCCCCCGUGCUGGUCGCGCUUUUGCUGAUACGGCUCCUCAGACGCGAUUCAGGCUCGGUCCGUCUCUUUCUCGCAGCACAAACUCAACAGGGUGGCCCGCGGGGUCUUCGGGGUCCCCUUUCUUUCUUAAUCUCGUGAGGGUUGCUGUUUUUUUGACCAGUGGGCAAGACAACCGAGACAGCCGGCUUGCAAAUAAGCAGCAACAGCCUCUGCUUUUGCAGAUUCCCCUCUCAGCCCUGUCGAAAGAGGUCUUAAAAGCAGAGAAAUGGUACGUUGCUCCCCCAGCCAUUGUAUUCAAUGCAGUAAUGCCUAUGCAAUUCCUGUCUCCCUUGGAGACACGUAUGAUGUGUGUGCAUGUAAGCUAGUGUAUGUAUACAGUACAUAUGCAUAUGGUCUAUAUAUUGUAUAUACGCACAUCCCAGUACAUAUACACACAGUACAAAAGAUUAAAAUCACAUGCUUAUAUAUCUAUAAAUAAAAUCCUAUAUAUUUAUAUAUUUCUAUGUUUUCGAUAGAUAUAAAGAUAUAAUAUAGAGAUAGACUCAACCACCCUUGUGUAAGGCUGGCCCUGUGUUCUGGCACAAGGCACGUAACACUGAAGACUUUGGACUUUGGGAUAGUUUUAGCCAUACACUGAGGCCUACAUUUACGUGUAUAGCACUCUACGGAGAGGGGCUUUGCUGUGGUUAGGGCAAGGGGUUUUCCUUGCUGGCAUGUUAACCAAGUGCUAAAUAAGGUUUGUGUAAUAGGGGAAUGUCUUGGUGGGGGAAAGCGCUCGAGCGUCCUUGUCUUCUCCCGAGUAAGCCUCUGGCUGAGGUCCUGUGUGUUCACACUUGGACAGAUCCAUAUCCCGCCCUCAUACGCACUUUUCUCUCUCUGCACGGACGCGGUCGGCAGCUGCAGGUACCGGUGCCCCGAAAACGCGGUUUUCCGCUGUUCCGCCCUCGUGCGGCGCCCAGCCAAGAGCGCGGGUUCGCUCGCGGGCAUCGGUCAGCGACGCAGCCGCGGCGCUGGGAUAAAGGCGGCGGGAGAGCAAAAGGCAUUUCUGAGCGGAGGGAGGGUUGCCGCCGCGCGGUCGGUCAGAGGUGGCAGGGGUGGCGCGCGGAGCUGGGGCAGCGCCAACGGGGAAGGGACGGCGAAUUCGGAGCGAUAAGGAUGGGAGGCAUGUGCAGCUCUCUUGGGUCAGGCUGGGAGCCGCUCCGCUCCCUCGGGGUCUCGCAGCCGCUCCUCGGCCAGCGAGCAGCCUGCCUGGCCGGGGGCCCCGGGUGGUUUUUUUUUUUUUUUUCCGAAGGAAAGGGAACGUGGAAGACGCGGUCGGUGCCGCGUGGGUGCCUUUGGGCCCCGACGCGCGGCACGCUGACCUUGCCAGACCGAAGCGUGCAACCCUCUCGCCCUGCCCGUGCGAAGAGACGCCUGUUUGUGCACGACGGGCGUUCCCGCGCUGGGACGGGGAGGGUUGGAUCCGGGCAAUGGAUCAGCCUUCCCCGAGGGUCUGCCGAUGCCCGCGGGAUGGACGGCUUGCCUCAUCCCUCCACGCCUCCCUUCGCCGAGCCGCCCGUAGGACGCCGAACCCGCCGCCGGGCGAAGCCCUCGGCUGGCACCUGGACCCAAGGGGUGUCCCCUGGCCGGGCGGGCGGCGGGUCACGGUGCUGCUUCCCCACGAGGGUCGGAGGGGGAGGCGUGGAGGUUCGGCUCUGCAGCUCCACGGCCGGCCCGGCGACCGCCGCGCUCCUCGCCGCUCGUUCUAAUCGUCGGCUCGGGUCGGGAGGAGGAGGGCGAAUUGUAAUUCCGACGGCCGAAUGACUCGUUACACUGGUAUUGCAUGAGCAGACGCUGUGCAAGCUCACCCCCCCCCCCCCCCAAACCUCCUCCCCGAGCCCCGUCGCACGCCUCGGUGCCCUCUCCCAGCCCUCUCUCCUCCACACAACUGGUAAUCCACCUCAGCCGCAAACCCGCCCGCCGGCAGCUCCCCGCUCCGCCGCAGCCCCCUCGGCCGCGAUGGCGGGGAGCUCCCCGGCACCUCGUUCCUCACGAACCUCAAGAGACGGUUCCCUCGCCCCCGGCCCUCCUCCUUCGGAUGCCACUGACGCUCGCGUAGGCUCAGCCCGUGGGCUCGCCGCCCGUGACGGCGGUGCUGCCGCCCGGCGAGGGGCUCCCAUGCACUGCACCUCACGUCGAAUAAGCUCGCUGGGCUACGUGGGGGAACCGCGUCUCAUAUGCUGUAAUGUCCCGAACGCUAUAGGAGGGGCUACGGAGUUUUCUGCCAGUCAUGGCGUCCUCAUAGACUCACCCGACUGUUGGCAAAAAUGCGUUUCUACUUCCAGAAAAACGAGGUUUUUUUGUCUCAAACCUCUCCAUAUCCGCAUCCAAGCACAGCCCUGCUGAACUGUUUCAAGCAAUUUCUCACCCACCCACCCGUCACACACACACACACACACACACACACGCGCGAAAUGAGAGAAAAAUAUCUAGACGUCUAUUACUACAUAUGUAUUAAUAUGUUAAUAUCACUCUUUUGGAGAACAUUAAAAUGUUAUUACUUUACAGACUAUGCUUUAUAGUACCUGUGUGAAAGGACCUAGGACACUGGAUACGAAUAGAGCUAUGUUGAUAUAUCAUAGUAUGUACACGAGAACCUUCCUUUUGUCAUAUUAUCCUUGUAAUGUAAAAUGAUUGUUAAUAAAAAAACAUUUAAAUUUA
Aquila chrysaetos chrysaetos is the source of this 4851-nucleotide messenger RNA. RefSeq lists its product as uncharacterized. The transcript has 3 exons. Bases 2905 to 3954 code for a protein of 349 amino acids. NCBI's taxonomy places the organism in Eukaryota, Metazoa, Chordata, Aves, Accipitriformes, Accipitridae. The record is from RefSeq and is a predicted model, not a curated record.